AUGGUGGUGUUCUGUUUUCUGGUGGAUCAGAAGAGGCAAGUGCGGCGGAGCAAGCCGGCGGCAGGGAUAUGCUCACGGUGCGGAGGAGGAGCGAGUGUCGCCGACAUGAAGACCGCUACAAGAUUUUGUUACGUCCCAUUUUAUUGGAAAUCUUGGAGAGCCAUCAUAUGUACGUUUUGUGGAGCCAUUCUUAGAUCUUAUCGAUAG
Messenger RNA from Prunus armeniaca (apricot), 207 nucleotides. NCBI's taxonomy places the organism in Eukaryota, Viridiplantae, Streptophyta, Magnoliopsida, Rosales, Rosaceae. The record is from the annotation of a GenBank genome assembly.